GAGUGGCUGAUAAUCACCGUGCCAGAGCCUCCCAAUGUCCUCUUCAGCUUCCACCAGCACUUUGCCCAGGGGCCUGGCGGUCCUGACGACCUUCCCAGAUGUGCUCUUCAUUCCUGAAAUCAUCUUUGGGGGCCUUGUGUGGAUCCUGGUGGCAUCCUCGAGGAUCCCGGAUUCCAUGCUGCAGGGCUGGGUGAUGUUUGUCUCCGUGUUCUGUUUCGUCAUGUCCAUCUGCCUCCUGUGCCUCUACUUCUGCGGGGCUCAUGGCGGUGGCAGCAGCUGCUGGGUCACCUUGGAUGUCAUCUGCCAGGAGACAGCAGCGCUGUUCUACCUCAGUGCUGCAGUGCUGGAAGCCUACAUGACCUAUAGACUUGGCUUCUCCCCAGGACAGGCGUACAGGGAGAACAUUGCUGCCGUGGUAUUUGCUUUUGUGGCCACCCUGGUUUACGUGAUCCACAAGGUGUUCUCGCUCCUGCGAUGGAAAUCAUCCUGAGAGCCUGAACAACGCCAGGAACAACGACUGCUGUCUCCAGGCUGGGUUUGGGUUUCCUCUUCUAAUGUAUAGCCUGUAAACAAGCAGCUUUUUAUGUGGGAUCUUGGUGAUGAAAACAAGGAACCUGCCAGAAAAAGGAAUAUCCUGGCACAAUCUGUUUCCCUUCAGUAUCUUACAGAUUGGGUACAGUUCAAUGCUGGGGCCAAAAAAAAAACCAAACAAAAAAAAUAACCCAAAAACCCCCACCCAGCUUUAAAAUAGUAUAGUUGGGUUCAAAGGGCUAAAAUAUCCCUGGACUGCACCUUUAUGUGUCCAGGGUUGUUACUGGAAUCCAGGAAAAAAUGAACAAGCACCAAGGAGCACAAUUGUGAAACUGUCAUUUUAAUUGCUGUGUACCCAUUUAAGUUUGUUUCCCCACCUAACACCACUGUACAAAUUAAUAUUUUCAUGAAGUUUCUGAAAAUGCCUUCUCUGACUUCUGAUGAGCAAUGGGGACAGUAUUUAACACGGCUCAGGAGCAAUGUGGAUCAUUGCAGCUCUUAAAGGGUGCUGCUGAAUUCUGAGGCAUGCCAGGAAUUACCACUGCCUUUGAUCCCCCUACAAAGCAAAACCUGAAAGGGGCCCAGUAAGCUGUAGAAGAAUUCUUUGGGUGAUCAGAAUCAAAUCAAUCCUCAAUAAGCAGAGGCAAUCAACUCCUGCUUUUGGUGAAUGGCUAUUCUCUCAAACACUGCCACGCUGUCACUAAUAAAGAUGGGUUUGCUGUGAUUUUGA
Molecule: messenger RNA, 1261 nt
Organism: Sturnus vulgaris (Common starling)
Lineage: Eukaryota; Metazoa; Chordata; Aves; Passeriformes; Sturnidae
Gene: MAL
Product: mal, T cell differentiation protein (MAL blood group)
Biological process (GO): myelination
Cellular component (GO): membrane
Molecular function (GO): structural constituent of myelin sheath
Source: RefSeq, a predicted model, not a curated record